Molecule: messenger RNA, 2376 nt
Organism: Malania oleifera
Lineage: Eukaryota; Viridiplantae; Streptophyta; Magnoliopsida; Santalales; Ximeniaceae
Exons: 12
Coding region: 1-1950 (649 amino acids)
Source: RefSeq, a predicted model, not a curated record
AUGUCGUCUUGGAUGUUUCUCUUGGGGACUGAAGCCAAUUGUUUUGCUCAUAUUGUGCAUGAGGAGAACCGGCGGGCUUUUUCUUUCAACCCAUUGAAAUUCAUGGAAGCUACAACUUCAAGGCACAGGCGCUCUGUGAGUGAUCCUGCUGAGAUAAGAUCCAAGGAGGAUGCAUUGAAUAACACGGCUGAAGCUUCUACUUAUCUUAAAUUGGAUAUGGGGCAGCUGAAGAAAAGUGCCGUACCCAAGAAGAGGCAAUCUUUCAACACUGAAGUUCAAAAUUCUUUGAAGCAAGAGAUUCUACAGCUUCAGAAGGGUUUACUGGACCAAGUUGUCGCUCGGUGUGCUCUGGAGAAGGCAUUGGGUCAUAGCUCUUCUCCCUGCGAGACUGCGACUGUAAACUCAAUGCCCAAGGCUGCGGAGGAUCUUAUCAAGGAAAUUGCAAUACUAGAGUUGGAAGUUAAGCAUUUGGAGAAGUAUCUUCUGUCCAUGUAUCGGAAACAAUUUGAUCGACAGGUUUCAUCCUUAUCAUCCAUUGAUGAAAAGUUGAAAUCAGGUUCAGCGAGACAUAAAGGCGUUCUUUUAGAAGAUUCUGGACAUGAUACUACUUCAAAGAAAGAAAAUUCAGUGAUUCAUUCUGGUCAUCCCCUGACACCUCUAAAUUCAAUUGACAAGCCUCCAAAGGAAUGUAAUGACACUUGGGGAGCUCAGAAGGUAUUAGAUUCUGGGAUUCAUCGAAGUCACUCCUCAAUAUCUCAACAUUCCAUUAGUUCACUUAGAGCCUCUCCUCCAAUGGGAAUUCUAGCUGAAGCUGUGAACUCAUACCAUUCCCUACCUUUGUCAAUGCUGGAGCGUGCCGAGAAUGCAACCUCAAAUACAAUGAGUCUAGCGGAGCAUUUCAGUACACACAUUUCCAAUGGCAUUCCAGAGACACCAAACCAGCUGUCUGAAGAGAUGAUUAAGUGCAUCUCAGCCAUAUAUUGUAAACUCGCCGAACCUCCCUUGGUCAGUCAUGAUUUCCACUCAUCUCCUAUAUCGUUCUCAUCAUCGAUGGGUGAAUUUUCUCCAAGAGGUCAGUGUGACAUGUGGAGCUCACCGUGCAGAAAAGAUUCAUCUUUUGACCCACACUUAGUUAAUCCUCCCUUCCACAAUGAAGGAUCCCAGGAAUUCAGCGGUCCUUACUGCACAAUGGUAGAAGUGCAAUGGAUCUGUACAGAUAGUAAGAAGCUAAGAGAUGUUGAGCACAUGCUAAAAAGAUUUAGGUCACUCAUUUCUGGAUUGGAAGAAGUUGAUCCUAGAAAGAUGAAAAAUGUGGAGAAGCUUGCUUUCUGGAUUAAUGUGCAUAAUGCACUAGCAAUGCAUGCAUUUUUGGUGAAUGGGAUUCCAAAAAACAAUUUGAAGAGAAUUUCAUUGCUGCUGAAGGCAGCAUAUAAUGUGGGGGGUCACACCACAAGCAUAGACAUGAUACAAAGUUCAAUUCUGGGUUGCCGAUUGCCACGUCCAGGACUCUGGCUUCGAUUUUUUCUCUCUCCAAAGAUGAAAUUCAAGGUUGGUUAUGGCCGAAAAGCAUAUGCGAUUGAGCAGCCAGAGCCUCUCUUACAUUUUGCCCUUUGUUCAGGGAGUCAUUCCGAUCCUGCAGUCCGGGUAUACACACCCAAAAGGAUAUUUCUGGAGCUGGAACUGGCAAAAGAAGAGUACAUUCAGACCACCUUCUGCAUCCGAAAGGAACAGAAAGUUCUUAUGCCAAAACUAGUGGAGUCUUUUGCAAAGGAUUUGGAUUUGUGCCCUAUUGGUUUGCUCAAGAUGAUUGAACAUUUCAUGCCUGCUUCUCUGAUGAAAAGCAUUCAGCAGUGUCGACGUGGGAAAUUCUCAAAAAGCAUUGAGUGGAUACCCCACAAAUUCGCUUUCCGUUAUCUCCUCUCAAAUGAAUUAGCUCAGCUACAUCUAUGAUAAACGCCAAGAUCCUUCUUUUGAGGGCAAUGGUGGCAUUAGCAGGGAUGGGUCUAUAUGGGUUAGUUCCUUCGUAUUUUUUCAUCUGUGAGUGCAGCUAACUUGGAAAAACAGAUGAAUCAUAACCAAGCAAAAGCUUGGUUUCUCCAAAUUUGCCGCUUUGAAGAACGGUGAUCAAAUGGGCUCGACCUCACUCAGCUUGAGUACAUGAAUAGAGCAGCGGUAACUUUGGUGUUGAGAUCUCCUCAGCUCUGCAUAGAGUGGAAUGGUCAAGGUUCAGCUGUUACUAUAAUUUCCAAUGGUGACAUUUUACACUUUUGUGUACAAAUUAAAUGAGAGGAGAAGCAAGAGAUAGGAUGAUAUAUUGGCUGCAUUGAUGUAGAUUUUGAUGAUUGCACUUCUAAAUACAAUCUUUCUUGGGUCUAA